Ceratotherium simum simum (southern white rhinoceros) is the source of this 2457-nucleotide messenger RNA. NCBI's taxonomy places the organism in Eukaryota, Metazoa, Chordata, Mammalia, Perissodactyla, Rhinocerotidae. The record is from RefSeq and is a predicted model, not a curated record.
UCCCCAAGCUCCUCAGAGUCUUUGCUUCUUUUUUCUUCUCAUGCCUCUUCCAUAGGAUGUUCACCAUGACCAGAGACUUAGAAGACGCUCUUCUCCAGCACUUCAUAUGUCAGAAGCUGGAGAUUUCCUAUGCCAUAUACAAGCCAUUUCCCUUCUUCGAAGCCCUCCGAGACAGCUCCUUCAUCACCGAGAGAAUGUACAGGGAAUCCCUGGAAGCCUGUAGCAAUCUGGUUCCUGUAUCCAGAGUGGCGUACAACAUCCUCACCAAACUGGAGACGACGUUUAACCUGUCACUUCUGCAGAUGUUGUUCAGCCAAAUUAACCUGCGUGAAUAUCCCAACCUGAUGAAGAUUCUCAAGAGCUUCAAAAGAGUUGUUACCUCCUACGGAGGAUGGAGCAGAACCACGCCGAUCCUCACCGAAGUCCCAGCCAACCCAGCAGAAGGGAGCUCCCGCCAGGCCCUGCUGCUGCUGCCCCCACCCCAACGCCCUCCACCGAGCCGCCCACCCAGUGCACCCAGAGUCGGUGAGCCCAGAGCAUCCACGCAGCACAGCGCUGAGAUCCUGGGUGAGCCGCCCAGCUCUUCUGGCCCUGCCGUGUCUCCCCCCAGAGUCAUCCAAGAAGGAAGGAUCACUCCAGUGUCCAGUGACAACCUGACCCCCCAAAUAGAAGAUAAAGAAGACACUCAAGAGAUGCCCCGUGCUCCCUCAGGCCCAGUGCCAGUGAUAAGAGAUGAUUCUCCUGAACCAACUGACCCAAAAGAGCCCCAGAAGGCAUCCAGCACACCCCCCACAAAGAAAGGAAAGAAAAGAAAAAGAGAUAUCUGGUCAACUCCAAAAAAGAGGCAGAAAAAAAGCCUCCCAAGAGGGACAGCCUCACCUGGGCAUGGAAUCCAAAAGAAGCUCCAAGUGGUGGAUCAGGCAACUCAAAGGAAGGACGGGAACUUGAAGGUCGUGACAAGGGUUCAAAAGGCGAGGACUGGAUGUGCCCAAACCUUUGGACCAGAGGAGGUCAGUGAUGACACUUCAGAAAGGAAAGAAGGAAGGAGACCCCAGGAGCCACCUAGCACACCACCAGGAAUCAUGCACGAUCCCAUGGAUAGUGGAACUCAAUUGUCUUUGGGAAAAUCUCCCGGAGAAAAGCAAAAGAAGAGAAAAAAAUAUAACUGGUCAAGUGCAAAAAAAAGACAGAAGAAAAGGCUCCCAAGAGGGGCAGCCUCACCUGGGCACGGAAUCCAAGGGAAGCUCCAAGUGGUGGAUCAGGCAACUCGAAGGAAGGACGACUCAACGAGGAACUCAAAGGUCAUGCCAAGGGUCCAAAAGGCGAGGACUAGAUGUGCCCAAACGUCUGGACCAGAGGGUGAGGCUGAAAAGAAGAGGAAAAAAUGUAACUGGUCAAGUUCAAAAAAAAGACAGAAGAAAAGCCUCCCAAGAGAAAAACCCAAAGAUGAAACUGUGGAUUUUCAGUCUUCUAAACUUCCUGUGACCUGUGGUGAGGCAAAAGGGAUUUUAUACAAGGAGAAACUGAAACGAGGAGCCUCAGAGAAGUGCAUUCAGAAUGAGGAGGGAGUUUGGUUCACGCCAAAAGAAUUUGAAAAUGAAGGACGACGGGCACAUUCAAAGAACUGGAAGAGGAGUGUGCAUUGCAGAGGAAUGACUCUAGAACAGCUGCUGAAGAAAAGACUUUUGCAUUGUCCUCCAAGAAAAAGUCUCAAGAGAGAGUGGGAAAACUCCAAGGAAUGUGAGGUGUGCUGUAGAGGGGGACCACUGCUCUGCUGUGACACUUGUCCGAGAGCCUUUCAUGAGGACUGUCACAUCCCGCCUGCGGAGGCUGAGAGGAGCCUGUGGAGUUGCACCUUCUGCAGGAUGAAGGAGUCUUCAGGAAGCCAGCACUGUCACAGGGAAUCUGAGGUCCUGGCAGGGCAGAUGCAGCCUGAGGAGCAGUUGAAAUGUGAGUUCCUCCUCUUGAAGGCCUACUGUCAUCCACAAAGCUCCUUUUUUGCAGAGACUCCACAUAACAUUCGAGCUUAUGGUGAGCCCUUUAAGGAAGCCAUGUGGUUGGACCUGGUUAAGGAAAGGCUGACUGAGAAAGUGUACACAGCGGCAUGGUUUGUACGGGACAUGCGCCUGAUCUUUCGCAACCAUAAAACAUUUUACAAGGCUUCCAACUUUGGUCAGGUAGGACUGGAUUUAGAGGCAGAAUUUGAAAAGGAUCUCAAAGAGGUGCUUAUUUUUCGUGAAGCCAAUGAGAAUGGUUUCCAGGCUUCUCCUUGACCCUGUUCUGGAAGGACUGAGGAUCCGCGACUUCAGGAUCCAGAUGAUGUGACCUGGCCAUCCUUAGGCUGCCAAUGAGUCAGGGAUGUUAUUGGCUGCCCUCUUGACUCAAACCCAGGCCCUUCACAGCAUCAUCACAGCUUCUACCUCCUUUUAUUGUUUCUUUUUACAUCUAAAAAAUUAU